AUGGCCCCAAAACGUUCUACUACGGCGACGAGGACCCCGGGCCGGCAAAUGCGUAGCAAGGGCAAACAGGUCAGCAAUCUCUCCAAGUCUAUCGCCAAAACGGUCAAGAAGGCGACUGAGAAGCAGAGCAAGCGGCAAGAGAAACAAGAAGAACCCCACGAUGAUCAGGGCGACGAGGGCAGCGAAUCCUACGACUUGGGGGAGAAGUUGAAAGGCCGAGGCAACAAGCUUCUCAGCCUCAGCAAGCAGGGCAAGAUCGCCAUGCUUCAGGACUAUGCGGACUUGGGUGACCUGCAGGAGUGCGACGUCUGCGAUGAUUGGCUGACCCAUGCCAUGAUCUUCGUGUUUCACAUCAACAAGAAGACCCCCUUGCCCGGGGUCAAGAAUGUCAGGUUCCUCGAGAAACUAAGGAGGCAAGCUAAGUUCAGAGUCGAGGACCUGCAGUUCAAAGCGGUGUCGGCGGGGACCAAGCUCAAGUAUGGGGAGCGAGACAGCAUUCGGUGCUACUACGUGACCCCGGGCAAAGAGGAAGGCCAGCAGCUCCUGCACUGCGGCUUCCUUGACGAAACAGCGGAACUGCCGAGGCUGUCGGCAGGUGCUGAGUGGGAGGUGGACGAUGUGAACUGCCUCGCCGCCUGCGUGCAGAACACCUCGAACCGCAUGGUCGCUCUCGACUGCGUCUCCUUCUUCCCCAAAGCUCAGGUGUUGCUGCCGGAGAAGCAGUGGGCUUACAGCAAGCCCAAGCCGGCCGAGACCGGCGGGAGCCCACCGGCCUCACUGAGUUUCAAGAACUUCGAUUUCCUCGCACUGCAGGACGAGCUGGCGGAGAUCAUGUUUUUGGUGCUCCGCAAGUUCUUGAAGAAUGAGGAGAAACAAGCAGCUGCGAGAAGCUUCUUGAAGACUGUGGCCAGCACCCUGGAAGCAGUGCAGGCCAAAGGAACACUUGCAGCAAAGCAGAUGCUCAAAGGGCAGCACAGUCCCAUAGGCAGCUGGGCUCUGGAUAGCUUGGCGAAGGUUGAGUUCCAGACGACUCCUGCUGAGGUUUUUCACAUGGUUCGUCAGCUCUUCGGAGGCCUCUUGAACACCGAGCUCGUAGAAGAUCUCAACAAACUUCAACGGGAACACGAAUGCAGAGACUCCACGAAGCAGGAGGUGAGCGAGAUGUUGAGCUGGCGGAUAGGGACACAGCAUGACCUGCUGAAGGGCUACAAGCGGAAGGAAAUCCAAGCUGCCGACGUGAGAAGUCCGCCCAAGGACUACGACCCCCAGCUCCUUUUCAGGCGGCAAGUCGACAGGAUGAGCAAGCCAGAGAGGACUGAGAGAGAGGAGAAGAUCGAGAGCACCUUGAAGAAGAUCUGCGGACCGACAAAGUGGUAUGUUUGCACGCCCGAAAGCCAUCAGCAGACCAUGGUGAACCUUGCCUUGUUGGUGCAUAUCAAGGAGGAGUUCGAGAAGGUGGAAUCUGCGUGGCACGGCUCUCUUUUGCCGGAGGGCCACGUGGCCUUUGUCAACAACUACAAGUUCGUGCUGCGGACGUAUCGGAAUGGGGCCUUGGUGUGGCCGAUGACCACGAAGAUCCUCACUGAGCGGGGUGAAGGCUGCAGAGCAUGGACUUUCGACUUGGAGGUUUCGGAACUGGAGUUCCUGUUCGUCUUCGACAAGACAAGCGUCCUCGUGCAUCCGCUGAAGAUGAUGUCGCCCGUGCGAAUGUGGCUUGCGCACAAGUCAUCCGGAUCCGGCGUGACUCUCACGAGCCACAAGGCAGCCUGCUCCUUGGAGUCUUUCCACGCGAGCACAGGCUUUGCCAACCUCUCCGAAGAGAUCCUCAAGCGGCUCUGCAAGGACUGGGCAGUGCCCCUUCCGAAGAGCCAAAAAGCCCUGGCGGAGACUAAGGCUCUGCGAACUGCUCUGCUCCUGAACAAGAACCCGGGUCUUGAGGCUGCGUCCGUGAAAGCCGCUGUGAUGAAAGGAGAUGGCAAUCUGGAAGGCGAAGACGAGUUCGACCUUGAAGAAGUCGAGAAUAUUUUGCAAGAUACCACAUUGGCAAAUGAGAAGGACCAGAUCAUGAAGCUCAUGAAGAGCAGCACGAAGAAGAAGACAGAAGUUCAGGUCAGCGAAGCCAUGCAGAAGUGCUUCGAGGACGUGGUGGAGAAUCUGUCUGGCACUGGCGGCGGCACGAGGACGUACGAUCCUGUGCCUGCAGAGAUAGAUCGCCUCCUGCAUGCAUCCAUCCCGAUGGGAGGCAAAGUCUACACCGACGAAGACAAUGGUCGGUGGAAGAUUGGCUUCAGCACGGAUGAGGUUCAUCAGCAGCGGUCGCUAAGCUGGACGACCGCUGGAGGGCCAGCCGCGGGCCUGGCAGCAGUGCGGCAGCUCUGGUCCUCAAGCGAGUUGUGCUCAGGAGAAGGCAUGUCGGAACAGGCCGCCAAGAAUGAAGAGGCAAUGAUUGCCGCGAGGGAGCCUGGCCCGCAAAAGACAUUUUUGUUUCUGAAAUAG
This is a messenger RNA of Symbiodinium sp. CCMP2592, 2496 nucleotides long. The record is from the annotation of a GenBank genome assembly. NCBI's taxonomy places the organism in Eukaryota, Dinophyceae, Suessiales, Symbiodiniaceae.